AUGAGGUCUAUCUCAUGGAUUUUCUUGUUACCCUUCUGCUUCAUAAACCUUGGCAUCAAUGUCUUUGUUGUGACUAGCCAUUGUCUCAGCCAUCAAAAAUCUGCUUUGCUUCAUUUGAGAAGAAACCUUAUAUUCAACCCUUCUGAGUCGAAAAAAUUGGUUCAUUGGAACCAAAGUCAUGAUUGUUGUCAAUGGAAUGGAGUAACAUGUGAUAAGGGACAUGUUAUAGCUCUUGAUCUAAGUGGAGAAUCCAUCUCUGGUGGACUUGAUGACAGUUCCAAUGGCAUCUUCAACUUGCAAUUUCUGCAAAAUUUGAACUUGGCUCAUAACAAGUUUCAUUCUGUGGUUCCUUCAAAGCUGCACAAGUUGAGCAAUUUGAGAUAUCUGAAUUUGUCAAAUGCUGGCUUUGAGGGUCAGAUACCAGUUGAGAUAUCUUAUCUAGCAAAGCUCGUUUUUCUUGAUCUUUCUACCUCACUUCACACACUUAAACUUGAGGAGCCAAAUGUCACAAUUCUUUUACAGAAGUUCACAGAACUCAAGGAGCUAUAUCUUGAUGGUGUGAAGAUGUUUGCUCAGGGGAAGGAGUGGGGCCAGGCACUAUCCACAUUGCAAAAUCUUCAAAUUGUGAGUAUGUCAUCUUGUAAUCUCUUUGGCCCUAUUGAUUAUUCAAUUGCAAAGCUUCUAUCUUUAUUGGUUCUUCGGCUGGACAAUAACAAUAUAGCAAGCUCGGUGCCAAAGACCUUUGUGGGAUUGACCAACUUAACCAACUUGCAACUUAGAAAUUGCAACUUGAGUGGAGUGUUUCCAGAACAGGUCUUCCAAAUGCCAAACCUACAAGUCAUUGAUGUGUCAGAUAAUCAAGAUCUUCAAGGUUCUUUACCAAAAUUCCAACAUCAUGGAUUUCUCCACAGUAUGAACCUUAGCCAUACAAAGUUCUCAGGGCAGCUACCUAGUUCUAUUCACAAUUUGAGGAAGUUGUCUGCAUUAGACCUGUCAAACUCCAAAUUUAGUGGAACACUUCCUUGUUCAAUCUCCAAGGUGACCUCACUUGUCUAUCUAGACUUGUCAUUCAAUAAUUUCACUGGCUCUCUUCCAUCUUUCAAUUUGUCCAAGAGCCUCACAUAUCUAUCCCUCUAUCACAAUGGCUUGGAGGGUGAAGUUCCAUCAGUUCAUUUCACAGGCCUUGAAAAUCUUAUCACUAUUGAUUUGGGUGACAAUUUAUUCAAUGGGAAAGUUCCAUCAUCUCUUUUUACACUUCGAUCAUUACGCGAGCUGAUUCUCUCCAACAAUAGAUUUGAGGGUCUUCUAGAUGAAUUUCCAAAUGCUUCUUCCUCCCCAUUAGAGAUCCUUGAUGUUAGUGGAAAUAAUUUACAAGGGCCUGUUCCUGUGUCUAUCUUUCAGCUCAAAAGACUCACUUUGCUCCAACUUUCUGCAAACAAGUUCAAUGGAACUAUAGAUUUGGGUAUGAUGAGAAGCAUGGAAAAUUUGGCUACACUAGAUCUGGCUCACAACAAUUUCUUGGUUGAUACAACUUUGGUGAACAACCACAAUUUGUCAUCACUACCCAAAUUGAACAAUUUCAUGCUGGGUUCUUGCAAAUUGAAAGAGUUUCCCAGUUUUUUGAGAAAUCAAUCCAAUUUGUUGUACCUUGACUUAUCCAGCAACCAAAUUCGAGGAACAAUACCCAAUUGGAUUUGGAGGUUUGAUUUCAUGGUCUUUCUUAAUCUUUCCAACAAUUUUCUCACAGAUUUGGAAGGUCCUUUUCACAAUAUUACUUCUAAUUUGUUUCUUCUUGAUCUCCACUCCAACCAACUCAAAGGCCACCCUCCCAUUUUUCCAAAAAAUGUGAUCUAUUUGGAUUACUCAAGCAAUGGAUUUAGCUCUAUUGCCCCACUAGAUAUUGGCAAUCAUCUCCCUUUCACAUAUUUUCUCUCUUUUUCAAACAACAGUUUUCAUGGAAAAAUCCAUGAAUCCCUAUGUAACAUGUCAACUCUCCGUGUGCUUGAUCUUUCUGACAACAACUUCAGUGAAACCAUUCCUGAGUGCCAAGUUUCUAAUACAUUUUCAGCUUUUUGUGCCCUUCGAUUCCUAGAUCUCAAUGAAAAUUUCUUAAGUGGUACAAUCCCAAAGUCAUUGGCUAAUUGCCAAAAACUACAAGUCUUAAACCUUGGAAACAAUCAAUUGACCGAUAGAUUUCCGUGUUUCUUGGGGAAUGUAUCCACUUUGAGAGUCAUGAUUCUAAGGUCAAACAAAAUUUAUGGGACACUUGAAUGUCCAAAUAGCAUUGGAAAGUGGGAGACGCUUCAAAUUGUUGACCUGGCCUCAAAUAAUUUAAAUGGUACUCUACCUAUAGCGCUCCUGCAAAGUUGGAAAGCAUUGAUGAGACCAGCUGAAGAUGAAAGUGGCACAAAAUUUGGCCAGUUGUCUUUUGACAUCUAUGACAACGCUAAUGUUGUGGACUUCAAGAAUGCAUUAUCAACUGUGAACAAGGAUCUUGCACCAAAACUAGCCGAAUUGAUAGCAGUAGAACCACCUUUUGUGAUUAGCCACUUAUUCUCUGAUAUUAAUGCCAAUGAUUUUGGUCUUCAAAGUUAUCUAGAUUCGGUGACAAUUGUCAACAAAGGAAGACAACUAAAGUUGGUUAAGAUUCUUACGGCCUUCACAUCUUUGGAUUUCUCAUCCAACCACUUUGAAGGGCCAAUACCAGAAGAGCUAAUUGAUUUCAAAGCACUUCAUGCUCUUAAUUUGUCACGAAAUGCUUUUUCAGGCCAUAUCCCUUCAUCUAUAGGGAAUCUGAAGUAUCUUGAGUCCUUAGAUUUGUCUAUGAACUCUUUUAGAGGAGACAUACCAACAGAGCUUGCAAGUUUGUAUUUCCUUGAAUUUUUGAACCUCUCUCACAAUCAUUUGACUGGGAAAAUCCCAACAGGGACUCAAAUUCAGUCAUUUGAAGCAGAUUGUUUCAAAGGCAAUGAAGCCUUAUGCGGACCUCCAUUGACACAAAGUUGCAAUUUGGGUGAGAUUCCAGGUUUGCAAACACCAUCUUCAAAAACAACUGAAUCAAAUGAUGGGAACUCCAUUGAUUGGAAUUUUUUGAGUGCUGAAUUGGGAUUUACUUUUGGCCUUGGCAUCAUUAUCCUUCCUCUCAUAUUCUGCCAACAAUGGAGAUUGCAAUACUUCAAAUACGUAGACUACAUACUUUGGAAGAUCAUCCCUCAGCUUGAUUUUGUAUAUGAACGUCGUGAAGGGAAAACUUACAGAAGCUUAAGAUGGAAACCAUAUUAA
Messenger RNA from Neltuma alba, 3282 nucleotides. RefSeq names its product receptor-like protein 7. The transcript has 2 exons. The record is from RefSeq and is a predicted model, not a curated record. The coding region runs from base 1 to 3282 and encodes 1093 amino acids. Lineage: Eukaryota; Viridiplantae; Streptophyta; Magnoliopsida; Fabales; Fabaceae. Gene Ontology annotation, molecular function: protein binding.